AUGGCCAAAGACACCAAGUCUUCGGCAUUCAAGUCGAAGACCCCAAUUGGCAAAGUCCCUUUACUUGAGACGGAGGAGGGAUGUAUCUUUGAAAGUGGCGCUAUUGCUCGCUAUAUAGCUCGCUUACGUCCUGAUCUUGGACUGUAUGGCAAAACUUUCUUUGAAUCAGGUCAAAUCGAUGGUUGGAUCGAUUUCUCUGCCUUUGAACUUGAAGUACCUCUCGAAGUUUGGGUUCACCCUAUUCUUGGUGUUGGCAAAUUUCAUGCUGCUGCUUCAACUAAAGCCAAAGCUGAUGUGAGAAAAGUUUUGCAGACUUUGGAGAAUCAUUUGCAUUUGCGCACAUACCUUGUAGGUGAGCAGGUGACGUUAGCCGACAUUGUUGUCGCAUCGUCGUUAGUGUACCCGUUUAAAUUUGUAUUGGACAAAGAAUUCCGUAAGCCAUUCCCUGCUGUGAUCCGUUGGUUUACGACGUUGGUAAAUCAACCGGAAUUUCAAGCUGUUGUUGGUGAUGUGCCGCUUAUUGAUGUAGCAUUGACUGCUGUGGGUGAUAAUUCUGCUGUAAAGACUGUCAAGAAAGAUGCUCCGAAGAAAGAGAAGGCUGGUCCGAAGAAAGAAAAGGUUGUUGUGAAAGAAGAGGAACCGAAGCCUAAGAAAGUCGAACACCCACUUGCCGUGUUAAAUCGAGAGAAGCCAUCGUCGAUGAAUUUGGAUGCGUGGAAAGUUCAGUAUUCGAAUACAAAGAACUUGGCAGAUGCCAUGACGUGGUUUUGGGAACACUUGGAUACAGAAGGUUACUCACUCUGGUUUUGUGACUACAAUUACAACAAUGAAAACACCAAGAUGUUUAUGACGUGCAAUGCUGUUGGUGGUUUCCUGCAACGCUCUGAGGCUAUGCGGAAGUAUGCAUUCGGUGUUAUGGACGUUUGUGGUGCUGAGGGAUCGGAGAUUAUUAUCACGGGCUGCUGGUUAUUCCGUGGUGACUCGGAGAAGCAUAUGAUUGAAGCUAAUCCGGAUGCUGAAUACUAUACAUGGAAAAAAGCGGAGCUUAACGACGAGACAAAGGCACGCGUGGCGGCCUAUUGGUGCAAUGAGGAUGAGCUUGAGGGCAAACCCAUUGCUGAUUCCAAGGUUUUCAAGUAA
Plasmopara halstedii is the source of this 1140-nucleotide messenger RNA. Its product is annotated as elongation factor 1-. The transcript has a single exon. The record is from RefSeq and is a predicted model, not a curated record. Bases 1 to 1140 code for a protein of 379 amino acids. Lineage: Eukaryota; Oomycota; Peronosporomycetes; Peronosporales; Peronosporaceae. Gene Ontology annotation, molecular function: glutathione transferase activity; translation elongation factor activity. Gene Ontology annotation, biological process: translational elongation.